This is a messenger RNA of Corticium candelabrum, 847 nucleotides long. RefSeq names its product galectin-4-like. The transcript has 4 exons. The coding region runs from base 57 to 785 and encodes 242 amino acids. Lineage: Eukaryota; Metazoa; Porifera; Homoscleromorpha; Homosclerophorida; Plakinidae. The record is from RefSeq and is a predicted model, not a curated record. Gene Ontology annotation, molecular function: carbohydrate binding.
CUUGCUGUGGGUGACAACGACAAACGGUUUGAGCACGAUUUCAACUUGAAAUCACAAUGAGUGAAGACCUCGACAUUGCACCUAUAGCUUCUAGCAAAAGUGCAACGGAGGACCGCCAAGAAAGCAUGCCAGACGUAGGCCAGGACGACGAGAGGGCUUGUCACGAGAAUAUUUCUACAAUUUCUUCUCCUUUCUUGACGAAUACUGCGGGAAAAAUUGUCUACAUCGAAUUUCUGCUAUCAAGUGACACGUGCCUCUUUUCCAUCGAUUUCUUCACGACUGAUGACGACAGUGGAAUUGCUUUUCACAUGGAAAUACGAUCUGAUGACCAACUUGUAACCUUCAAUUCUGAGAAAGAUAACACUUGGGGACAAACAGAAACAACAGCUCGAUUUCCGUUUGAACAUGGAGGACGUUUCGUCUUGACAAUCGAGACAACAGCUGGAUGCUAUGAGACAAAAGUGAAUGGCAAGCUUCUGUAUGCUUUUAACCAUCGAUGGCCCAUAGAAUCAGUCAAACGAUUUCGGAUGAUUCAAGAGCAAUUGAAAGACGUACAAGUGUCAGUUAAUGGUUCGUGGACUAUCAAAAAUUUGACUAACGUCCGUGUCUUGAUCACAAGCAGGUGCUCCGGCCUCAACCUGCUGGUCAAGAAGGAUGGCAAAACUGUCACAACUGGGACACACAAAAGUGCAAAAGGUUGUGGUCUCAACAAUUCACCAUUUUGUUUAGCUUUGCAUUAUUUCUUAUUCAAUAGCUCAGUUUCAUUUUGCCCAUCGAUGAUAUAGGCGUAUACACGUUACGAAACCUCAGAUAUGACGACAAGUACUUAGCCAUCAUAGAGAAUCAG